Heterocephalus glaber (naked mole-rat) is the source of this 2171-nucleotide messenger RNA. It is a transcript of the gene Ppp3cc, whose product is annotated as protein phosphatase 3 catalytic subunit gamma. Gene Ontology annotation, biological process: calcineurin-mediated signaling. NCBI's taxonomy places the organism in Eukaryota, Metazoa, Chordata, Mammalia, Rodentia, Bathyergidae. Gene Ontology annotation, molecular function: calmodulin-dependent protein phosphatase activity. The record is from RefSeq and is a predicted model, not a curated record.
GGUCUCUGCGGCGCUCGACGCCGAGGUCCCCGCCCAGCCGCAGGUGUCCGCUCCUGUCAGUGGCGUCCGAGGCCGGCCCUCCUGGCGGUGCGGAGCCGAGGCCGGGCUGACGGCCGCUCGGGGCUGAGGCGGCGGGAGAGGAAGGCGGCGGCGCACGUCCGGCGGAGUCCCGGAGCCAGGAGGAGGCCGAGGGGACCAUGUCCGGCCGGCGCUUCCCACUCUCCACCACGGAUCGCGUCAUCAAAGGUCUACCUGGAUGGUCAUGACAUCUGCCAGCCUCGCAGUGUGUUUGAUGGAAUGCCUGGGAGACAGUUUGUGCACACCAGGGCCAGGAGUCCGAAGAUCUACCUAUCUCCCACCACCACAUCUUUUAAUGUCUGAAAGUCUGUCCCUUUUCCUCCAACCCACCGUCUUACUUUGAAGGAAGUAUUUGAGAAUGGGAAACCCAAAAUUGAUAUUUUGAAAAACCAUUUGGUGAAGGAAGGCCGACUGGAAGAGGAAGUAGCCUUAAAGAUAAUCAACGAUGGUGCUGCCAUUCUGAGGCAAGAGAAGACUAUGAUAGAAGUGGAUGCGCCAGUCACAGUGUGUGGUGACAUUCACGGACAAUUCUUUGACUUGAUGAAGCUGUUUGAAGUUGGGGGACCACCUAAUUGCACACGCUACCUCUUUCUGGGUGACUAUGUGGACAGAGGCUAUUUCAGUAUAGAGUGUGUGCUGUUUUUAUGGAGUUUAAAGAUUAUUCAUCCCAAAACAUUAUUUCUGCUUCGAGGAAAUCAUGAAUGCAGGCAUCUUACAGAAUACUUUACCUUCAAACAGGAAUGUCUAAUCAAAUAUUCAGAACGGGUGUAUGAGGCAUGUAUGGACACGUUUGACUGUCUUCCUCUUGCUGCCCUCUUAAACCAGCAGUUUCUCUGUGUACAUGGAGGAAUGUCACCUGAAAUCACUUGUUUAGAUGACAUUAGAAAAUUAGACAGGUUUACUGAACCUCCUGCCUUUGGGCCAGUGUGUGAUCUGCUUUGGUCUGAUCCCUCAGAAGAUUAUGGCAGUGAAAAGACCUUGGAGAACUAUACCCACAAUACUGUGCGAGGGUGCUCUUACUUUUUCAGUUACCCUGCAGUUUGUGAAUUUUUACAGAACAACAAUUUAUUAUCAAUAAUCAGAGCCCAUGAAGCCCAAGAUGCUGGGUAUCGAAUGUACAGGAAGAGCCAGACCACCGGCUUUCCAUCACUUAUUACAAUUUUCUCUGCCCCUAAUUACCUAGAUGUCUAUAACAACAAAGCUGCAGUAUUGAAAUAUGAAAACAAUGUCAUGAACAUCAGGCAGUUUAACUGUUCUCCACACCCCUACUGGCUCCCAAACUUUAUGGAUGUUUUCACAUGGUCUUUGCCUUUUGUUGGGGAAAAAGUCACAGAGAUGCUGGUUAACAUUCUGAACAUAUGCUCUGAUGAUGAACUCAUGUCUGACGAUGAAGCAGAAGGAGGCACUUCAGUUCGAAAAGAGAUCAUCAAGAAUAAAAUCAGAGCCAUUGGGAAGAUGGCCCGGGUCUUUUCAGUUCUGCGGGAAGAGAGUGAGAGUGUGCUGACCCUCAAGGGCCUCACGCCCACAGGCACACUCCCUCUGGGCGUCCUUUCAGGAGGAAAGCAGACGAUUGAGACUGCCACAGUAGAAGCGGUAGAGGCCCAGGAAGCCAUCCGAGGGUUUUCACUCCAGCACAAGAUCCGGAGUUUUGAAGAAGCCCGGGGACUGGACCGAAUUAAUGAGCGAAUGCCACCUCGGAAAGAUACUGGACACGACGGGCCUGCGAAACUGGUGACCCUAGUCCACCCCAACACUGCGCACAGGAGUGACCAUGGGAAGAAAACCCAGUGAAGACUCAGUCGUGCUGGGACACAGGUGGAUCCCAAGCUUAGGAACAGAUUUUAUUUAUUAUCAGAAAAUGAAACAAAAACAAACCUGGAGGUGCAUUCAUAAUUUAGUCUGCAUUUAUUCUGUAAGAAAGGAGAACAUUUUAUAAAUUCUUUUAAUUUGUGUUCAUUAUAUACAAAAAGCACAUCUGUUUUGUCCCCCCCCUCCCCAAUUUUUAGGAAAAAAAUCUGAUUGUUAUCAAUGCAUAUGUGAAGUUUUGUGCUACCAAGGGGGCCUUCCCCUAAUAAAGGGCCUUGGAAACUUCA